AUAAAGUUAAAAGCGAGACUGUGGCGAACUGCCAACGACUAUCUAUAGAAUUUCAACAAUAUGUCGUGCAUACGCGUAGCUUGCGUAAAGUUUUCCUAUCAAUCAAAGGCAUUUAUUAUCAAGUGGAAAUUAAGGGUCAAGUAAUAACUUGGUUAGUGCCAUAUCAAUUCAGCCAACGGGUUCCCGACGACGUUGAUUUUCGUGUUAUGCUUACAUUCCUGGAGUUCUACCAGACCCUCAUUGGAUUUGUGAACUUUAAAUUAUACACAGAUGCCAAUCUUUCUUAUCCCCCAAAGCUUGAUAUAUUAAAGGAUGAAGGUUCGGGUGGACUAAACGUUCUUGCCAUUGAGCCUAAGAACGUUCACCUAUCCCUGAAUUCACUUAAUGUUGAGUACGAAAAGAAAUCUGAAUCGAUGACUAGUGAAGAAAAGGUACAAAAAUUGAAAUCCGAAGAACGUUUAAAGACAUUAUCCCAAAAGUUAGACACGAUGGAAGACAAAGAAUCCACAGAUCACUUGGACGAUACUGAAACUGAUGUAAAUGAAAAUUUGAUGGAUGAGUUCAUUGAGCAAACGUCUGAACAGUCUACUUCCCAAGGUCAAACGCUCAUUUAUCAAGACAUUCAUCCUGCUUCAACUGUCCUUUUGGAAUUUCAGCAACUUUUUUCAAAAUGCAUUUUUUAUCUAUCUCGUGAGGUUCCAAAAUAUUCGCUGGAAUUUGUUAUUCGUGCAUUUGGUGGUCAAGUUGGCUGGGAUGAUACUGUUGGCAUGGGUUCACCCUUCAAAGAACAUGACGAACGGAUUACCCAUUACAUAACGGACCGACAAAUGACCAGGGAGCCAAUUUCGACCCGUAUUUAUGUUCAGCCACAAUGGGUGUAUGAUUGUAUUAAUGCUAGAAAAUUAUUAAGAACAAAACCAUAUCAACCUGACAAAGCCUUACCGGCACAUCUUUCACCAUUUGUCGAAUACAAAGAAGGUGAUUAUUUACCCGGAAAUAUUGACGACUUCGAAGGAACCAUGGAAGAGAUGGAAGUGUCAGAUUCACAAAAAAAUGUUAAGAGUGAUACAAAAGAGGAAAGUGACAGUGAAAUGGAGGAAUCUGAAACAAAUUCUUCUGAUGAGGUUACUAAUCAUGCGGAAAAUAAUGAGUCUGAAGUUGAGGAAAUGAUUCAUCAGAUGGAACUUGAAGCUGAAACAGUUGGUAUACCAUUUUCUAAAUAUCAAAAAAAUCGAGAGCGAAUAGAAAAACAAAAUAAGAAUACCGUAGAAGAACAUGAAGUUGCCAUAACUGGAAGAAAGCGAAGUGCUAAGGAAAUUGAAGAGGAGGAGACGAAGGAGUUGGCGAAGAUUAUGAUGCCCAAGAAACAGAAAAAACUCUAUAAAAAGAUGCAAUAUGGAAAGAAAAAGCAGGAAGAAAAAAUGUUAAAUUUAAAACGGAAGAAGGAAAUUUUAGAGAAAAAGAAAAGAAAAGAUAAUGAUGCUAAGGAAAGAAGAAAGGAAAAGCCAUGA
Molecule: messenger RNA, 1511 nt
Organism: Acaulospora morrowiae
Lineage: Eukaryota; Fungi; Glomeromycota; Glomeromycetes; Diversisporales; Acaulosporaceae
Source: the annotation of a GenBank genome assembly